CCUACGGAGUUUAUAUAAAGCUAGCAACCAGCAGGCUGUCCCCGGGGCUAAGCCUUUUCCUUCUGUUUCGUUGUUGAUGGUGAGGUUCUGUGAAAGAAGGAUGAAGUUGUUUGUAGCUGUAACGGUCAUUGUGGGAUCGCUGAUUUUUCUGGGUUUCCCCAAUGGCUCAUCGGCUGACGAGAAGAAGAAAGGCCCCAAAGUAACAGCAAAGGUUUACUUUGACAUCAGAAUUGGAGACGAGGAUGUGGGAAGGAUUGUUAUCGGCGUCUUCGGGAAAACUGUUCCCAAAACCGUGGACAACUUUGUUGCCCUGGCAACAGGAGAGAAAGGCUUCGGUUACAAAGGCAGCAAAUUCCACAGAGUCAUCAAACAGUUCAUGAUCCAGGGCGGAGACUUUACCAGAGGAGAUGGGACUGGAGGCAAGAGCAUCUAUGGAGACCGUUUCCCUGACGAGAACUUCAAGCUGAAGCACUACGGCCCCGGCUGGCUCAGCAUGGCCAACGCCGGCAAAGACACCAACGGUUCUCAGUUCUUCAUCACCACCGUCCAGACUCCCUGGUUGGAUGGCAAACACGUCGUCUUUGGCAAAAUUCUGGAGGGCAUGGAUGUCGUCACAAAAAUUGAGAACACAAAAACAGACGGUCGCGACAAACCUCUAAAAGACGUCACCAUCCACGACUGCGGCAAAAUCGAGGUGGAGAAGCCUUUCGCUGUGGCGAAGGAGUAGAGCGCAGCCCUUCAUCAAUGGCAGGGGAAUCGGACUGGGGCGGGACGUCGGAGGAAAUGUGCGGGCCACUUUGUUUUAUCAGUAAUAAGGCUGCAGUCCAGGAGGGAAGGGAGCACGCUCUGAUUGGUUGACGGCCAUCUUUAUGCACCAGAAGAGCAUUUAAUGCAGUUAUGACAUGAGUCUGGGUCCAUUUUACCAACAUGCAUUCCAAGGUGCACUUAACUGUUCACUGUUGGGCUAUUUUGUAAUUAAAAAAAGGAACGGAUAUGGGGAAAUAAAGGUUUCACGUUUUGAUACAUCAA
This is a messenger RNA of Cyprinodon tularosa, 1029 nucleotides long. It is a transcript of the gene ppib, whose product is annotated as peptidylprolyl isomerase B (cyclophilin B). The record is from RefSeq and is a predicted model, not a curated record. Gene Ontology annotation, biological process: protein folding; protein peptidyl-prolyl isomerization. Gene Ontology annotation, cellular component: intracellular membrane-bounded organelle. The coding region runs from base 77 to 727 and encodes 216 amino acids. Gene Ontology annotation, molecular function: peptidyl-prolyl cis-trans isomerase activity. The transcript has 5 exons. NCBI's taxonomy places the organism in Eukaryota, Metazoa, Chordata, Actinopteri, Cyprinodontiformes, Cyprinodontidae.